AUAAAUACGAUCGUCAAAUAUAGUAUUAUGUAGAGAUGACCACAAAAAAGUUAAUAAACUCUGUGGACGGUUGUGUAGACGACGCUCUCCGGGGACUGGUCAGUGUCCAUUCCUCCCUUCGUAUUUUGCAGGGACACAAAAUCGUCGUCAGAGAAGAUGUUGAGGAGGUGAUAAAAGCGGGAAAAGUCACGCUGCUGUGUGGUGGAGGGUCAGGGCACGAACCAGCGCAGGCAGGUUAUGUCGGACGCGGUAUGUUGACUGCGGCCGUUGCUGGAGCAGUUUUCGCUUCUCCUCCACCGAGCAGUAUCCUCACAGCCCUCAGAUACGUCACCAAACACAAUUCUGCCGGUUGUGUCGUUGUAAUCACCAAUUAUACCGGGGAUCGUCUAAACUUCGGAUUGGCGAUAGAAUGCGCAAAGAGGGAAGGACUAAAUGUGGACUCGAUAACCAUUGGCGAGGACUGUGCUCUGACGUCAUCAGACAGAUCAGCAGGGCGAAGAGGGUUGGCGGGAACUGUUCUCCUAAAUAAGAUAUGCGGUGCGUUAGCGGAGGAAGGGAAAAGUUUAGAAGAAAUAGUUGAAGUUGGAAAACAUGUCACUGCAAACAUGGGAACGAUGGGUGUAAGUCUGACAUCAUGCAGUGUCCCCGGUUCUGGACCAACUUUUAGUCUUGGCGAGGAUGAAAUGGAACUUGGUUUAGGUUUACAUGGUGAGGCAGGUGUUAAAAGAACGAAGAUUAAACCAGCUAAUGAAGUCGUAAAGAUGAUUCUUGACCACAUGACCAACACCAGUACUACAACACAUAUCAAGCUAAAAGCGGGGGACAAGGUGGCCUGUAUGGUAAAUAACUUGGGAGGAAUGUCGCUGCUGGAAAUCAACAUAAUAGUCGGGGAAGUCAUCAAGCAAUUAGAGGAGAGGGGCGUGGUUGUGGAGAGAGCAUAUUGCGGUUCGUUUAUGACGUCAUUAGAAAUGGCCGGACUGUCUGUCACUAUUCUUCAUCUGGAUAAAACAAUCAAACGCUGCCUAGAUGCCAAGGCAACUGUUCCGGGCUGGUCCAGUCCUAUUAUAUCACGUGAUAGUUCUGUGAGAAAAACACCACUGUUUAUACCGAUUGAAGAAGAAGAAAACCAUGUGAAAACUGGCAAUUCUGUUCGUACAUCUAAAGAGACAGCUGACAUGCUACAUGACAUAAUAAAGCUGUCCAUGGAGAGACUGAUAUCCUCUGAGGAGGAACUCAACAACCUGGACAAGGAGAGUGGGGAUGGAGACUGUGGUACAACACUCGCCAGAGGGGCCAAAGCAAUAAUGAAAGAACUGGGACAGAAGGAGAAGCCUAACUUACCUGUAGACAAUCCAGCAACCUUAGCUCUGUCACUAGCAAGGAUUGUAGAGAAUUCAAUGGGCGGAUCAUCAGGAGCGCUGUAUAGUCUGUUCUUCACAUCGGCCUCCCAUUCUUUACAAAAUAAUGUUAGUAUGACAGGAUGGAAGGAAGCCCUGAGUAAUGGGACCUCCACAAUAAUGAGAUAUGGAGGUGCGCAGCCCGGCGAUAGAACGAUGGUUGACGCUUUAUUUGCUGCCGAUUCAGCUUUGAAAACUUCGGGAUCGUUAUCUAGUCCUGUUAAAAUUCUGGAGACAAUUGUGCAAGCCACAGAAUCUGCUGCCCUAGCCACAGCUUCUAUGAAAGCCCAGGCUGGGAGGGCAAGUUAUGUCAGUGCAGAGAGGUUAAAGAACCCCGACCCCGGGGCAGUGGCCGUGACAGUGUGGUUCAGAGCAAUACUUGAGAUUCUCAAGAAGACAUAAAAGCGAUUAAUAAUUACUGAUGGAAUCUUUUGGAAACGAUUCUAUAUGAGAAAAUUCAGUAUACAUAUUUAAUCUGUAAAUAGCCACUACAAGAAAAUAAAAUCCAAUUGUAUCAGUAGGAAUAUUUAGAAAUAUGAUUAUUUGAUUUCAUUUUGCUGUUGUUUAUAGAAACUGUGAAAUGAACGUCUCAAUGAUAUUGAAAAUAAAGAUAAAUAUUUUUUUU
Messenger RNA from Saccostrea echinata, 2022 nucleotides. Its product is annotated as triokinase/FMN cyclase-like. NCBI's taxonomy places the organism in Eukaryota, Metazoa, Mollusca, Bivalvia, Ostreida, Ostreidae. The record is from RefSeq and is a predicted model, not a curated record. The coding region runs from base 36 to 1799 and encodes 587 amino acids. Gene Ontology annotation, cellular component: cytosol. Gene Ontology annotation, molecular function: glycerone kinase activity; ATP binding. The transcript has 16 exons. Gene Ontology annotation, biological process: glycerol catabolic process.